CGCCAUUUUUUGAGGCAUAUUAUAAGUUAAUGAUUAUUUGGAUAAAAGUAUAUUUCAUUUGAAUAUUUGUUUAAUUCAUAGAGUAUUAAUGAGGUUAAAAGUAAUGAAGUAAUUCAUAGUCAUUACAUUACAUUGAUGUUACCAUGUGUGAACGCUAGAGGGUACAAUAUCAUUGUAUGCACUUGAACUGUAGAAGAAGGGCCGGUGUUUUUUCUUUUCAAUAAAGAUGGACGGCGGAGCAACACGGUCGUUUUACCGUGUGCGACGACGUCUAGUUGUCCAACGCGUAAAACAGUCUACCGUCCAUUCAUUUUUAGAAGUGGUUAUAUUAAGAAGCAUAUGGAGCUACUAGAAAUCAAAGAAUAGCCAUUACAUUAAGUAAAACGACCUCGCUCAGCAAGAGAAGGAGCCCUUCGCCAUGGAACUUCAAUGGAGAAAGGACUGCAGCAUGGUAACUAGCGAAAAUAAGCCAAAAGAAGAAAUAUAAGACAGCCAGGAAGUUGUAGUCUUCGCCAGAUGGCACUCAAGUAGAAAGCAAUGCACGCUUUGUGUCAUAGACUACUUUAUUAGAGCUUUUGUUGAAUAUUUCGGCGUAACAUAAAGCAAGAUGGCGGAUGACGAGACGCUAGAGACCAGGCAGAAGGAAAACACCUGCAGUACCGGCGAUGGUCACAAGAGGGCACCAAAGUACACUGAAAAAGGACUGGAAGAGCACUUGCACAGACAAAUGAAUGUAAGAAGAACUAAACUUUCUCAACUGACUGCAAAAACGAACAAAAUAAAUGCUUUAAUGAAAGACAAUGAAGAUCCAGACACUGUUGAUGACCAUUUAAAUGAGUGCUCUAAACUUUUGAAUGACUUUGAUAAAGCAAAUGAAGAUGUGCUGCGACUGUUGUCACCAGAUGAGAAAGAAGCUGAUCAAACAUAUUGGUUCCUGCCUAAAAGGGAACAUUUCAGCAAUUUUAUGGUCGAUGUUGAGAAAUGGACCAUUUCAGCGAGACAACAGCAACAGGACGACGUGGGUCCAGACGACAGCGUGUCGAUAGCAACUGCACCGAAGAAAAGGCCACCGAGUUCCUGCAUCUCCGAGGGAAGGAUCAGCAGCUGCUCGGCCAGAUCCAAGGCUUCAUCCACAUCAUCAGUACGCCACAAGGAACAAGCGGAAAGAGCUGCUUUACUUGCUAAGGCAGCAUCACUGAAAGCAAAACAAGCUUUGGAAAUGGAAGAGCUAAAGCUAAAGGCAAAGAAGGAGCAGCUUGAAAUCGAGACGGCCAUUGCUGCUUCUACAGCAAAAAUAAAGGUAUUGGAAGAGUGUGAGUACGAACAAUGUGAGAAUACGAGUACGACUCAUCGUGAACCUACCACAUUCAGUAGUUACCAGCAACCCAGUUUGCCCCUAGUUGUAACUAAUGAACAGUUAAACACUCAAAUCAUUACCAGACCACAGCUAAAUGUUAAACAAGAGAACCCUACCCAACAAGUGGAAAGUGACACUAGUGUUAAUCUGUGUGAAGUAAUGCUGAAACAAAAUGACAUCACUGAGUUGUUAGUUAAGCAGCAAAGACUCUCAAAUUUACCGCAGAGAGAUGUUCCCAUCUUUAGUGGUGAUCCUUUAGAGUUCAAACUCUUUCUUAGAGCCUUUGAACACACCAUCAGUGAUAAAACUGACAACGACAGUGACCGAAUAUACUAUCUUGAGCAGUUUACUCGUGGUGAACCGAGAGACUUAGUCAGAAGUUGCCAACACAUGAGCCCUCAGCAGGGAUACAAAGAGGCAAUGAAACUUUUGCAGUAUCACUAUGGCAAUGAGAUAAAGAUAGCGACAGCUUACCUGAACAGAGCCGUUAAUUGGCCUCAGGUAAAGGCAGAUGAUGCCAAAGCCCUUCACAGUUACUCCUUGUUUCUCACUGGUUGUAACAAUGCUAUGCAGGACAUUAACCAACUUGAGGAGUUAGACAACCCCACCAAUCUAAGAGUUAUGGUUUCCAAGCUACCUCAUAGGAUGAGAGAAAUGUGGAGAGUGUCUGCUUUUGAUAUUCAGGAAACAUCUGGCAGGAGAGCUAGAUUUUCAGAUUUGGUUAGAUUCCUGAACAGACAAGCUAAGAUAGCAUCAGAUCCGUUAUUUGGGGAUAUUAAAGAUGCUAAUGACAAAGGCAAGCAAUACUUGAAAACGAACAAACCAUUUAGACCAAAGGGCAGUGCAUUUGCUACCAGCGUAGCCCUUGCCACAAAGGAAAGGUUGCCAGAUAGCAAUAAAGGCAACUUACGCCAAACUAUUGAAGCAUUUAAAAGACCUUGCACAUAUUGUGAGAAAGGCCACACACUAGCUGAAUGUCAAAAAAUCAGAAAACUGCCUCACAAAGAGAGAGUAGAGUUCCUUAAGGGAAAAGGACUAUGUUUUUCAUGCCUAAAUCAGGGACAUUUAAGUAAAGACUGUAAGAAACGAAUCCAAUGUGACUACUGUCCUAAAAGACAUCCAAGCAUGCUUCAUUAUGCUAAGGCAGAGGAUGAAACAGUAGAACACAAAGCUAACAAUGACAUCGAAAAUGCUGAUACUGAAGUCCCCAGCCCUAUCCCUAUUACAGGCGGAACUUGUGGUGCUACCGGGGCCGGUAAUAACAGUUGUGUCUUGGCUAUUGUCCCAGUUCAUGUUAAGCUAAAGAAAAACAACAAAACAGUCAAGACUUAUGCGUUUUUGGACAAUGGUAGCGAAGCAACAUUUUGCUCUGAGAAACUAAUGAGACAGCUUGGCACAGAAGGCAAGAAAACUCAGAUUCUUCUCCGCACAAUGGGUCAGAAAAAGUUAGAGCCAAGUUACUUAGUUUCAGGCUUAGAAGUUUGUGGUGUGAAAGAAAAUGUCUAUGUAGACUUACCUGAUGCUUACACGCAUAGAGACAUUCCAGUGACGAAAGAUAGCAUUCCUGUGCAAAGAGAUUUAGAAAAGUGGCCAUACCUGCAUGGAGUAGAGCUUCCUGAAAUAGAUGCAGAGGUUGGACUUUUGAUAGGGUCAAAUGCUCACAAGGCAAUGGAGCCAUGGGAAAUUAUCCAUAGUGUAGACAAUGGUCCUUAUGCUGUCCGCACGAUCCUUGGCUGGGUCAUCAAUGGACCACUGAAAGGAAAAGACUUUGAAAAUGAGCAAAGUGCUUCUGUAAAUCGCAUCUCAAUGUCAGAAGUAGAAACAAUGUGUCUGCAGCAGUUUAAUCAUGACUUUCCAGAAAGGGCAUGUGAAGAGCGGCAUGAGAUGUCGCGAGAGGAUAUUCAGUUCAUGAACUCUGUCAAAGAGACUGUUAAAAAGGCUGAUGGGCAUCAUAGCAUAGGCCUACCACUUAGAAAUAAGUCAGUCACACUACCUAACAAUCGUACUCUAGUUUUGCAAAGAGCAGAAAACCUCAAAAGAAAGCUGCUUAAAAAUAGAGACUUUCACAAUGAGUACAAUGCAUUCAUGUCUGACCUACUGAACAAAGGCUACGCAGUACCUGUUCCUCAAGAACAGCUUGAUCGUAACGACGGGAGAGUAUGGUACAUACCCCAUCACGGUGUGUACCACCCGCAGAAAAGAAAACUCCGUGUAGUUUUUGAUUGUGCAGCAUCUUAUCAGGGCAAGUCACUGAACGCAGAACUUUUACAAGGUCCUGACUUAACUAACACACUAGUCGGAGUGUUGACUCGUUUUAGACAUGACCACGUUGCCUUAAUGUCAGACAUAGAGGCUAUGUAUCACCAGGUUCAGGUACCACCAGAAGACACUGAUCUGUUGCGCUUCCUCUGGUGGCCUGAAGGCGAUUUGAGCAAACCAUUGCAAGAGUUCAAGAUGACUGUACAUUUGUUCGGGGCAACAUCCUCACCUAGUUGCGCGAACUAUGCGUUAAAGAGAACAGCAGAGGAUGCCGCAGUUGAAGUGGCACCUAUGGCAGUUAGUGCAGUACUUGACAAUUUCUAUGUAGACGAUUGUCUCUUGUCAGUGUCAAAUGAAAGUGAGGCUUGCACCAUGGUUAAAGAAUUAACAGAGCUGUGUGCUAGUGGAGGUUUCCGUCUUACCAAGUGGAACAGUAAUAGCAGAGCUGUUCUAGCCUCCAUCCCUGAAACAGAAAGAGCAUCAGAGAUUAAAGCACUAGAUCUGUGUCAUGAUACACUACCAGAUGAACGAGUCUUAGGAGUUAACUGGUGCAUUGAGACAGACUCUUUCAAAAUCAAAAUCAAUGCAAAACCAAUGAUACAAACGAGAAGGGGCAUUUUGUCAUUCGUGAGUUCAAUAUAUGACCCCUUAGGUUUUUUGUCCCCAGUUAUUCUGCCAGCUAAAACGAUCUUGCAGGAGCUGUGUGGGAAGAAAUUCUCUUGGGACGAGGACAUUCCUGUAGACUUGACUCGGAAGUCACUGGUGUGGCUUUCGGACUUUAUGAAAUUACAAGGAUUCACAGUUGAUAGGUGUUUCAAACCAGAAAGUUUUGGAGCUGUAACAUCAGCACAACUGCAUCACUUCGCGGACGCGAGUGAAAAAGGUUACGGUGUGGUUACUUACCUUAGAGUCACUAAUGAGAAAGGUAAAGUCCACUGUUCGUUUGUAAUAGGCAAGUCAAGAGUAUCACCCUUGAAACAAACUACUAUUCCCAGAUUAGAGCUAACAGCGGCUGCUGUAGCAGUAAAAAUGGACAAACUAAUGACAAAUGAGCUAAAAAUGCCACUUGAAAAAUCCAUGUUCUGGACUGACAGUACCACAGUGUUGCGAUACAUCGCCAAUGACAGUGCCAGAUUUAAGACUUUUGUUGCGAAUAGAGUAUCGCUUAUCAGAGACCAUUCCAAUCCUAGUCAGUGGAAGUAUGUAAACACAGAGUUAAAUCCUGCUGACAGUGCAUCUAGGGGAAUGAAGGCAGGCGAGUUCAUUGCAAGUAAAUGCUGGAUUAAAGGACCAGACUUUCUAUCUAAAGAUGUUAAACAUUGGCCUGUCUCUCCAAUACACUCAAUGGACAUACAUAAUGAUGCAGAAGUAAAGGUGAUGAGUGUGAAUGUUGUUAGCACACAAACAAAUCCUCUUGUCAAGUUUAUUUCAUAUUACUCAGAUUGGCACAAGUUAAAAAGGGCUGUCGCCUGGAUGUUGAGGUUUAAACAGUUGCUUCAGAAGCUGUGUCAUGAGAGAAACACUUUGUCACAAGUCGACACAAACAUGCAAAAGACUGUAACUAAAAAUGAGUCUCAUCUAACAGUUGAAGAGCUAGAGAAUGCAGAAACAGAGAUCAUUAAGUUUAGUCAAAGUCAAACGUUUGGAGAUGAGAUUUUAACUUUACAAAAAGGAGGAAAGAUCAAAAGAACCAGCCAUAUUGUAAAGCUAGAUCCUGUGCUGGACAAUGGGGUCUUAAGAGUAGGUGGCAGGUUACAUAAGUCAGCUUUACCAUUCAAUGUGAAACAUCCAGUCAUACUUCAUCAAAACCACCAUGUGUCUAUUCUGAUUCUCAGACACAUUCACAAGCAAACAGGACAUAGUGGAAGAAACUUUAUGUUGUCAAAACUAAGGGAGAAAUACUGGAUUCCCAAAGCAGAUUCAGCUCUGAGGAAAAUACUGUCAAAAUGUGUUCAAUGCAGAAUGUUGUCAGGCAAACCUGGUGAACAGAGAAUGGCAAGUUUGCCACAGGAUCGCUUGGUUCCGGACAACCCCCCUUUCACUAAUGUUGGAAUAGACUAUUUUGGACCUUUCGAGAUUAAAUGUGGUCGUGGUUAUGUCAAACGCUAUGGUGUUUUGUUUACAUGUCUUACCACAAGAGCUAUACACAUAGAGGUUGCUCAUUCACUUGAAACAGACACUUGCAUUAACGCUUUUAGAAGGUUUGUAGCUAGGAGGGGCCAAGUUUCUGUUAUGAGGUCAGAUAAUGGUACGAAUCUAGUGGGGGCGGAGAAAGAAAUGCGUGAAGCAAUCAAAAAUUGGAAUCAGUCUAAAAUCUCAGACUCACUUCUUCAAAAAGGUGUCACAUGGAUAUUCAAUCCACCUGCAGGAUCUCACUUCGGUGGGAUUUGGGAAAGACAGAUACGUUCUGUUAGAAAGAUUCUGACACAGUUACUCAGACAACAGACUCUUGAUGAUGAGCGUCUCCACACUUUGUUUUGUGAAGUGGAGUCUAUUGUCAAUGAUCGUCCUAUUACCAGAGUGUCUAAUGAUGUAGGUGAUAUAGAGGCACUAACGCCUAAUCAUUUGCUUCUUAUGAAAAGACAACCAAUGUUGCCACCUGGACUGUUUCAAAAAGAGGACUUGUACUCAAAAAGGAGAUGGCGACAGGUCCAGUACUUGUCAGAUAUUUUUUGGAAACGUUGGUCCAAAGAGUAUCUACCACUUUUACAAGAGAGACAAAAAUGGUUAAAUGUGAAAAGAAAUCUGAAACCAGGAGAUGUUGUUCUUAUAGUAGACGACAGUGCUCCCAGAGGUUCAUGGUUAAUGGCAAAAGUUGAAAAAACCAUCUGUGAUGCUAAAGGUCUUGUAAGAAGGGUCUUAGUUAAGACUAAAAGUAGUGUUUUGGAAAGACCAGUAGACAAAUUGUGUCUUUUGCUUGAAAUGGAUGAGUAAUGUAUUUUUGUUUGAAGCCAUAAAAAUGUGUAAUAAGAGAUGCAUGUUUUGGUUUAUAAAAUGACUUUAAAUGUCGCUUUUUGUUAAGAGUGUAAUUGUUAUGCUCCAGCAGUAACAAUUAGGGGCCGGAAUGUAAGCGCCAUUUUUUGAGGCAUAUUAUAAGUUAAUGAUUAUUUGGAUAAAAGUAUAUUUCAUUUGAAUAUUUGUUUAAUUCAUAGAGUAUUAAUGAGGUUAAAAGUAAUGAAGUAAUUCAUAGUCAUUACAUUACAUUGAUGUUACCAUGUGUGAACGCUAGAGGGUACAAUAUCAUUGUAUGCACUUGAACUGUAGAAGAAGGGCCGGUGUUUUUUCUUUUCAAUAAAGAUGGACGGCGGAGCAACACGGUCGUUUUACCGUGUGCGACGACGUCUAGUUGUCCAACGCG
Melanotaenia boesemani (Boeseman's rainbowfish) is the source of this 6974-nucleotide messenger RNA. RefSeq lists its product as uncharacterized. The coding region runs from base 608 to 6550 and encodes 1980 amino acids. The record is from RefSeq and is a predicted model, not a curated record. Gene Ontology annotation, biological process: DNA integration. Lineage: Eukaryota; Metazoa; Chordata; Actinopteri; Atheriniformes; Melanotaeniidae. Gene Ontology annotation, molecular function: nucleic acid binding; zinc ion binding. The transcript has 2 exons.